Messenger RNA from Lindgomyces ingoldianus, 1629 nucleotides. RefSeq lists its product as uncharacterized. The record is from RefSeq and is a predicted model, not a curated record. The coding region runs from base 133 to 1629 and encodes 498 amino acids. The transcript has 4 exons. NCBI's taxonomy places the organism in Eukaryota, Fungi, Ascomycota, Dothideomycetes, Pleosporales, Lindgomycetaceae.
GCCAUGUUCCCGCGCCCAAAAAGGUCCGUUCGAAUCAGGCAAAGAAAAAGAAGACUCAAAUUGGAUGCUACUUCCGUUGAGUAUUUCUUUCAUCUUUCCCGAUAUCCUCUUGCAACAUGAUCGUUGAAAAAGAUGUCUUCGAAAAAUUGGCAAUUCGUCUCUACUAAUGGAGGCGGGAAAGCCGAUGAUGAACAAUCCCGGAGAAUUAUACGAGAGAAUGCUAUGCGGGACUUUCGGCGAAGCGAACGAUUGGCUAGGAUGAAGGAGUUUGAGAAACAGAAACAAGCACAAAGCGGAACCGAGCAUGCAAGCACGCACCGGGAUGCAGAUGCUAUGGCAAACAGGAACCGGGAGCAACAGGCACACCAUGACCAAGAGGUCGUGCUACGGGGGUGUUUUGACAGGUCUUGGGAGAUCAUGUCGUUGAAGGGGCCAGGACUCGGAUUCGAUCCUUUUACUUCGACGGUGCUGCCAGACCACCAUGACUCUCAGCAACUGUUUCACCAUUUCGUCCAUAGGAUUGCCCCGAAACUCCAACCCGUUGGAAGCAAUCUUAGCAGAAUCUCCAUCAACUAUUUCCUUGCUCGACAAAUAUUAGAGGAUUCAGGCCUGCUCUCCACGGUCUUGUUCCAUGCCGGACUUCAUACAGAUGCGCUAAGCGGUAAGCUCUGGAGCGCACCAACUCUUUAUCAUCACGGAGAGACGGUUCGUAUUUUGAACGAACGUCUCAGGUCUCCGCAGAAUGCAAUCAGUGAUUCGUCAGUUGCUAUGGUUGGAUUUUUGGCGGCUUCUGGGAACAUUACCGGUGACACUCAGUCUGACAUGGCACAUACCCAAGCGCUUCAGGAUAUGAUAAGAAUGAGAGGUGGAUUGAGUAACCUCGGAUGGCAAGGCGUGCUAGCGAUGCUUCUACUAGUUGGAGAUUCAAUAAGAGCUACAAUAUCAGACUCGCGACCCAACCUGAGUGCCCCUGAUAUCCGCUCUAAUAGGCUUGUUGCUGAAUUGCCUCCAAGUAUCUUACAACCUGCGCCUCCCACUAUCGACACCGCGUCCCUCGGCCGCGAAAUAAGGACAAUGAUGGGAAUAAUCACUCCACUAGCAUCUACCCAGCUCAGACUCCUUAAGGAUCCUUCGACCACAAUAUCCUCCGUAUUAUCUCUAACAGACUUAAUUGUAGCCGUAGAACACCGCCUCUUUAACAUCAAAGUUCCAUCUCCAUUCCCGCCUGAGCCCCAGGCCCUCUUAUACGAUUCAGCCCGCCUAGCCCUCACCAUCUGUAUGUCCUGCAAUUUCCGCGACUUUCGGCCUCUAUCUGCGACCCUCAUGGGUCUGCAAAAACGGCUUAUGCCGAUUCUCAAAUCUCUAGAGUCUCUCUAUGGCGAUAUGACCGAUACUCAUCAGCGGAGAAUGCUUCUUUGGAUCUUGUGGGUUGGUGGAAUAGCUUCGGUUAACCAGGAAUGGUACGCAAAGAGGAUAUCGGUGUUGAUGCUUGAGUUGGGAUUGGCGGAGGUUGAAGAGCUGAGGAAUUGUUUUCGGGAGUUCGUUUGGAGUCCGAGGAUGGACGAUCAGUUUUCCUACAGUCUUUGGGAGCUCGUUCAAUCUAAGAUGACUCUUUCAAAGAUUGAUUGA